UCACUCUAUCUGCCCGGGGAACAAUCAGAGGCAACGCGAGCGCCACUUGAAUGGAUUGUUGUCGGUGAAUAACUUUGCUCCUGGUUUCUCCCCUUUAGCCCUCUGCUCGUAUUUUCCGCAUUUCCCCCCUAAUAUUUACGAGUCCAAAUUGCACUAAAUGGUAUAUGAAUCACUUAUCACCACUCGGAAAAGUGUGUUAGCAGCAACAAACCCCUGAGGUCUGUGUGUGCGGCUUAACUUUUGCAAAGUGGGUGUCUUGGGGUCUGUUAAAAUCUGAAUGGACUAAUAUGAAGAGCCUGAAGGCAAAGUUUAGGAAGAGUGAUGUCCAUGAAUGGAACAAGAACGAUGAGCGUCUCCUCAGUGCAGUGGAGCAUGGAGAGGCAGAUAAAGUCACCACUCUCCUGUCGAAGAAAGGAGCCUGUCCCACCAAGCUUGACAGUGAGGGGAAGUCUGCUCUGCAUGUAGCAGCCACACAAGGUCAAGCCGAGUGCCUUGCUGUCAUCCUGACUUACGGGGCUGAUGUUUCUCUGCAGGACGCUUCAGGGUUUACUGCUUUACACCUUGCUGCCAAAAACAACCAUCCUGAGUGUGCCAAAAAGUUGCUUCAGGCCAAGUGUGUGGUGGAUGCACCUGACAGCUCAGGGAAGAUGGCUCUUCAUCAUGCAGCUGCCAGCGGAAACUCUGCGAUAGUUCAGCUUCUGUGCGAGCACAAGUGUCACGUCAAUCUUGAGGACUUGGACGGCUUAACGCCCCUGCUUUUGUCAGCUAGACAUGCACACGCAGAGGUUUGCCUGAGCUUAUUGGACUGGGGUGCUGACAUCAAUGCUAGAGACAAAAAUGGCAGAACCGCAGUGAUGUUUGCCAGUGAGAGCAGUUGUCCGGCCGCUGUCGAGAUUUUGGUGCAGAGGGGAGCUGACCUGCUCAUGGUGGACUCGCUCGGCCACGACGCGCUCCGUUACGCCAAACUGUCUGGCAACAGCGAGGUCCGAACCAUUCUCAACAAUGCCCUCCACAGACAGCAGUCGGAAUCAGGUCAUUUUAAAAAUAAGAAUUCAGUGAGAACCCCUCAGCAUGGUCAAAAGUUAAAUGAGGACAGAAGCUCCACUCCCAAAAAGAGAAAAGCACCUCCUCCUCCCAUUAGCCCAAUCCAGUCGGCUGGUAUCAUCUCACCACCUUAUUUUACACCAACUGAUACUCCUUUGUCCAGCAAAAGUGAUUCAUCCAAAAGAUUCAAUUACAAGGAGGAGGAGCUGAAAAGUAAUGUACUGAAGGAUGAGAUUGAGAAAUUGCAUGAGGAAAAGAGCAUGCUGCUUGAGACCAUUGAAGAUCUGAAGCAGAUUGUGGAGCAGACUGAGCCCAAGAUGGACCAGUCUGAGAAUGCAAAUUUGUCGCUGAUUGCAGCCCUACAAGCAAAGAUAGCUUCUCUCUCCCUGGAAAACCAGCAGCUUGCCCAAAUAAUAAAGAAACGUCCAGCUCCUCAAGGAGAGGAAGGCCAUGGAAAUUCCCGUCCAAACAGCAUCGAAUCCAAUGCCUCAUACCACUCUACCCGUGCUGAUUUUGAGCUCUCCAGCGACGUGCACAUCCACACGGAUGAAGAGGAUCUUUCAGAGAUGUCUGGUCUGGACAUUAGCAGUUCCUCAAUCAAACAUGAUAUGGAGGAGGAUGUGAGGUUGAGUACAGAUAAAGAAAUCAGACUGCUACGGGAUGCGCUGGAGAAUCUGCAGGCUAAACUUCUGGAGUCCAGAAUGGAAAACCACUCCCUUCAGGCGAGAAUAAACACGGGCUUUGAGAAAAUUGAAGUUGCGUCUAAAAGCAUGGAUGAAGAUACUCAAAAAUCCCAAGAAUCUUUGCAAGAGUUACAGCUGAGGGGAGAUUCUGUGAGUCCACAAGAAGACAAUGUGGUGCAGAAGUUUCAGUAUUUGAAAAGCUGCCUGGAGCAGGAGGUCAAAGAACUGAAGGGAAAGUUGGCCAGGUCACAGGAGGAGCAAAAGCAAGAUAGUUGUUUGAUAAGGGAUCUUCAGGCUCAGCUCAAAAGUGUCAGCCUAUCCGAAGUUGAGCGCCAAGAACUAAAGAACACCUACAACGUUUUAGUGGAGAACAUCAACCAGGAGAAGACGCUGCUGAUUGAGAAGUACAAAGAGUCUCAAGAAGAGAUCAAGAUGCUCCAGGAGGCCCUUCGUGGCACUGUACCAGUGGAGGCUGCUGCCAAAGACUUUGAGGAGAUGAAGGCAGAGCUUGGCGAGGUUAUCGAUGGGCUGCAGCGGCGGCUUUUGGAGCUCUCAAAAUCGUACAGCGAGGCCAAAAGCGAGCUCGGCGCUGCCCGCAACCAGCUGCUGGCCAAAGAAUCAGAGCCUAAGGACAAGGUUGACGUGGUCUGUGUUACCAAUGAGGAGCAUGAGCAGAGAAUUCAAGAGCUGACGUUCAAGAUGAAAGACAUGCAGAACAUUAUGAAGGACACUGAGGCUAAGCAUCAAGCGGCGCUAAAAGAAAUAGAGCAAGUUAAACAAGAUGCCGAAAACCAAGCUCAAUCGUCUGUAGCCAUUGCAGACCACACACAGGUCGUGGCAUCCUUGGGGAACGCUAUCAAGAACCUAGAGUUGGAAGUUGAAGUUCUUAAAGAGCAGCUUGCCCAGAAGACCUUGCAGGUGGACGCUUUGCAGAACAGACUGACAGUUGAGAAGGAUGUAACUCCAGAUGAUUCAUUAUCCCGGCAGGAAUAUGAGCAGAUGAGGGAGACACUGGAGGGUGAGAUAAGUCACCUGAACCACCUACUGAAGGAUGCUCUCAGGAAACAGGAUGAGAUGGCCUUAGAGGUGACCGCUGCUUGGCAGGAGGUGAGGGACGGCAGGAAUGAGAGAGAAGCGGCGCAGGAGCUGGCGGUUUGCAGGGAGCAAGAGUGCAGUGCAUUGAAUACCAGGUACAAGGAGGCUCAGGACAUCAUUGUCCAGCUGAAGAAGCAGGUUGAGAACCAUGUUAUCUCAGAGAGAGAGAAGAAUAAAAAGAUUGACGAGCUCUCAAAGGAAAUCAUGAAGUUGAAGGAUGCCCUGAACAGCCUGUCACAGCUGUCGUACACCACUAGCACCCCUAAGAGACAACAGAGCCAGCAGGUGGACUCGCUCCAGCAGCAGAUCAAACAACUGCAAUAUCAGCUUUCUGAGUCCAAGAAACACCAUCAUGAAAUUGUCUCAGUCUACCGGAUGCACCUUCUUUAUGCUGUCCAGGGCCAGAUGGAUGAAGAUGUGCAAAAGGCUUUGAAACAGAUACUUGUAAUGUGCAAAAUGCCAACCGAGGCCAAGUAAAGGAGCCAGUACUGCAGUUGUUCAUGAUUUGCCAAAAAACAAUGAUCAAAGGAAAUUCAUCUGAGAACUAAAGCCCAGAAUCCAUCAAUCAGAAUGACACAUGUAGUCAAGCAUUGCAAUUGCAAUCGUCAUUGGCUUUCCCCUGAUAUCUUUGAAACUUACAGCGGAUUUGAGUGAUCUAUGAAAAGAGGAAGACAAUUGAUGUGUGCACAAUGUCUUAGCUCAUGCAGUGCCAGACAAAAACAAAAUCUACAGUCAAUGAUUUUCUGAAAUCUAUUUUGAAAACAGUUUGUAUUUUUGCAUAUUGUCAACGAAUUUGAUCAGUAUUUGAUCCUGCUGCAAGGUAAUCAGAUUCGCAUUGAGGUAGAAUGAGCACAAUGUAUGUUCUAGUUUGUUUGCCUGCAGAGCAGUUCAUCACAAUGCACCUUACAAUUGCUUUUUCUUUUUUUCUUUUUCAGUUGUAGGAUGUGGAAUUUCUCAAAUCGUAGCUACCUGUAGUAUCUACGUGCCGUGAAAGUGAAGUGGCUCAGUGCUGUAGGAUAUGGUGACCUUUUUCAAUAGUUUUUAAGAACUCUCCACUUUUUCAGAAUAUGUGCUUUACAAAAUGUCUAUCCGCCAAAUGUCAGUUUUUCUUUGGUACCAGUAUUUACCUGCCAUUUCCAGGACACCUGAUGGGCUGUGUUUAUGUGCCUCUGCUCAUAUUUAACGCCCAUGGUAAUGUUUUGGAGACCAUAACAUUUGAACUGCACUAUAUAUACAUAUAUUUUUUUUUUGCAUUGUGCUUAGUUCAACCAGCCUGCUGCACUAAAACAUUUUAGUUUUACAGUUGAAUGUGCCUGCACAUCCCAAAUAUGUACUGUAGUCUGUAACCGUAAUGAAGUCAUCACACCUAAAACAAUUACUGUAGUUAGUUAUGAACUAAAGGCUUCAGUGACACAGUGAGGGGUAAGUUAGCCCUAGCACUUCAGUGUAGUUGUGGUUUUUACAACAAAUAAGGUUUGAAAAAGAUGAGAUUGUAGUUUGUCAGUUUAAGGAUAAACACACUUCCCCAAUUUAGGAGUUACUUAAAUGUGGGUCGUAUGAAGGAUUUUUUUUACACCUAAAGAGUAAACGCGCUUUGUUAGUGAUAAGAAAUAUACAGUAGCACUUGAAAACAUGCUAUUUACCUAUAGAGCAUGGUAUAGAUGUUAUUUUGUCCAUGCACUAAAGCCUUGCUCAUUACCUGGUUUAGUAUAAUUUUGUAGCUUUCUGAAUGUAAUUUGAGGAAAGCAUAUAAACCUGUUUAUAAGGAGUAAUUGCCUUCAUAGAGUUUUGAUGACUUUUUAUUAAGUAUCAAUUACCUAUGGAAAUGACCAUCUUUGCUUUUCGUUUAUCCGUUACCUCUCGUGAGAAUCUUGCAGUUGCAUGCAGAGUGCCAUUGCAAUAAAAAAAAAACACAUUUGUCAUAGAUCAUAUUAUAUAAGAAAAUAUUUCACAAGUAUCUGAUACUCCCGGUUUCUGAA
Messenger RNA from Pimephales promelas (fathead minnow), 4801 nucleotides. RefSeq names its product retinoic acid induced 14 (gene rai14). NCBI's taxonomy places the organism in Eukaryota, Metazoa, Chordata, Actinopteri, Cypriniformes, Leuciscidae. The record is from RefSeq and is a predicted model, not a curated record. Gene Ontology annotation, molecular function: actin binding.